ACCAGCUCCAACUUUCUCUGCACAGGCAGCGUUCAGCACUUUGUGGAGACGGAGAGCGACCAGCAGAUUCCAGAGGACAGAGGAGUUCCAUCUUUCUUUUUUUUUUUUUUUUUAAAGAUGAUGGACAUGUGUUCAUGAGCGAUAUACGCGUUUGUACGAGUCAUCAGAUUUGUAUUUCUGCACAUGCACCCGGUGCAGCGAGUCCUCUUCUCUGCAGCAGCAGCAGCAGCUGUUACUAUUUAUAGAAGCCCCGUUGCGGUGGAGAGGAGUCAAUCAAAUCUGCGCUACGACCAGUGUUCUCAUGACAAUCUGCCCCUGCAGUCUUUUCAGAUUCCCUUUGUGCGCUCUUGCCGGGUCAUGGGUGAGGAAAGGACGUUGCAUUCACUCCAUCUCUCUCUCUCUCUCUUUUUUUUUCUCCUUCUUCCUAAUCUCUGCUGAUGCCCGGUGAUGCCUUUCUUUCGCCCCUCGCGCUCUCCGGGAACCGGUGGACUGCAAAACUUUGGCGCCAUGGAUUACGCGUCACUCCGUGGCACCGACGGGCGCGAUGCUUCUGGGACCUCGUGCGGCUCCGUGUCGUUUCCCAGCCUUGGGAUUUCUAGGGAAGAAAACUGCCGGAGGCGCGUGAUGGGACUUUAAGGACCAGUCUUGAUGGUGACGAGUAAAAGAAGAAAGGAGACAUCGGCGAUUUUGGGGGGGGGGGGGGGGGGGUUCUCUUCACUUUUACGCGAGUGUCCGCGCGUUUUUGGCUCUUAUGGGAAUUAGGCACUCGUCCCGCUGCAUGCUCCUCGGGAGAAAAAUGGCGGAGUCUGAGAGCAGUGAGCAGCCACAGACGCAGCCGCGGCCGGUCCGCAUCAUCCCGUCCCAGUCGGCGCAGCCCACCCCGCUGCCCAAGCCUGUGCCUUCCAUCCAGCGUGCGCAGCGGCCUGCUCUCCCGCCACACACGCCCCACGCCGCCAGCCUCCCGAGCUGCCCCGGGCGGGGCAAGAUGGCCAAGUUCCUAAGUCCGGAGGAGAUGACCUCGCGGGACUACUACUUCGACUCCUACGCCCAUUUCGGUAUCCACGAGGAGAUGCUGAAGGACGAGGUGAGGACGCUCACCUACAGGAACUCCAUGUACCACAACAAGCACGCCUUCAAGGACAAGGUCGUGCUGGACGUCGGAAGCGGGACGGGCAUCCUGUCCAUGUUCGCGGCCAAGGCCGGGGCGAAGCACGUGUACGGGAUCGAAUGUUCCAGUAUAUCGGAGUACUCGGAGAGAAUCAUCAAGUCCAACCACCUCCACAGCGUGAUCACCAUCUUCAAAGGCAAAGUGGAGGAGGUGGAGCUUCCCGUGGAGAAGGUGGACAUCAUCAUAUCCGAGUGGAUGGGCUACUGCCUCUUCUACGAGUCCAUGCUCAACACCGUCAUCUUCGCCAGGGACAAGUGGCUGAAACCCGGCGGCCUGAUGUUCCCGGACCGCGCCUCUCUGUACGUGGUGGCCAUCGAAGACAGGCAAUACAAAGACUUCAAGAUACAUUGGUGGGAGAACGUUUAUGGCUUCGACAUGACCUGCAUCCGCAACGUGGCGAUGAGGGAGCCACUGGUGGACGUGGUCGACUCCAAACAGGUGGUGACAAACUCCUGCUUGGUGAAGGAGGUGGACAUCUACACGGUUAAGACUGAGGACCUUUCGUUCAACUCGGCGUUCUGCCUGCAGAUCCAGAGGAACGACUACGUCCACGCGCUGGUCACCUACUUCAACAUCGAGUUCACCAAGUGUCACAAGAAGACUGGUUUUAGCACCGCUCCAGAUUCCCCAUACACCCACUGGAAGCAGACAGUGUUUUACCUGGAGGAAUAUUUGACAGUGCGCAGAGGAGAGGAGAUCGUCGGUAGCAUCGCUAUGAAGCCCAAUGAGAAAAACAUUCGCGACUUGGACUUCACCUUCGAGCUGGAUUUCAAAGGACAGCUGUGCGAGGCGGCCAUAUCUCACGACUACAAGAUGCGCUAAGUCAGACAUGAGGGGAACACCCCCCCCCCCCCCCCCCCCC
Scophthalmus maximus (turbot) is the source of this 2030-nucleotide messenger RNA. Its product is annotated as protein arginine N-methyltransferase 8-B. Bases 752 to 1990 code for a protein of 412 amino acids. Gene Ontology annotation, biological process: peptidyl-arginine methylation. The record is from RefSeq and is a predicted model, not a curated record. Gene Ontology annotation, cellular component: plasma membrane. Gene Ontology annotation, molecular function: protein-arginine N-methyltransferase activity. Lineage: Eukaryota; Metazoa; Chordata; Actinopteri; Pleuronectiformes; Scophthalmidae. The transcript has 10 exons.